Molecule: messenger RNA, 741 nt
Organism: Coniosporium apollinis CBS 100218
Lineage: Eukaryota; Fungi; Ascomycota; Dothideomycetes
Exons: 3
Coding region: 1-741 (246 amino acids)
Molecular function (GO): oxidoreductase activity
Source: RefSeq, a predicted model, not a curated record
AUGGCUCGUGUCUGUCUGAUUACUGGAGGCACCCAAGGCAUUGGACGUGAAACUGCCGAAUUGCUGGUCUUGCAAGGAUGGGCAGUUAUCAUUUCUGGACGGAACAUUGCAAAGGGUGAAGAGGCUGUCAGGGCAAUUAAGGCGAAGGGAGGGGAAGCUACGUUCAUCGAAGCGGACGUCUCGGACCAAGAAUCGGUUAAAGCCCUGCACCAGAAAUCACUAACCGUCUAUGGACAUCUUGAUGGAGCAGUCAACGGUGCGGGAAUAUCCACCGACACUCGCAUGAUCGGGGACGCAUCUACUGCCGAGUUUGAGAAGAUGUGGCGCGUCAACGUUCUUGGUGUGUUCUGGUGCAUGCAAGAGCAGAUUCAGAUCAUGAAAGAGCAACAAUCGGGCCAUAUCGUCAAUAUUGCUUCGAUCGCUGGCCUACAUGGUAUCCUCUAUUCCGGCACUUAUGUUGCAACCAAACACGCCGUCGUCGGUAUGACUCGUACUGCAGCGAUUGAGUACGCACAAACAGGUAUCCAGGUGGCAGCUGUUGCACCAGGAGCGAUCAAAACGGAUAUUCUCCGUGAUGCUAUUGCGGCUGGAGCGUAUAGCGAGGAGAGCAUCGCUGCUAUGUUUCCUAUGAAGAAGAUGGGCAAACCGCUAGACAUUGCUCAGGCAAUUUCGUUCCUCCUUCACUCUGAUUUUGCUACCGGAAGCAUCCUCGAGGUUGAUGGUGGAUUGGGAGCUGCUUAA